Messenger RNA from Neoarius graeffei (lesser salmon catfish), 4713 nucleotides. Its product is annotated as zinc finger protein 862-like. The transcript is spliced from 7 exons. The record is from RefSeq and is a predicted model, not a curated record. Gene Ontology annotation, molecular function: protein dimerization activity. Bases 2248 to 4548 code for a protein of 766 amino acids. NCBI's taxonomy places the organism in Eukaryota, Metazoa, Chordata, Actinopteri, Siluriformes, Ariidae.
GGAGGAAACCCACGCGGACACGGGGAGAACAUGCAAACUCCGCACAGAAAGGCCCUCGCCGGCCACGGGGCUCGAACCCAGGACCUUCUUGCUGCGAGGCGACAGCGCUAACCACUACACCACCGUGCCGCCCCCACAGAAUAUCAACGAGAAAAAAAAGAAUAAUAAGAAACCCAGGAAGAACAGUAGUGUUUUGCUUUGUAAGCAUUGUAAUAAAUCUAGGGAUGUAAGCUGAAGUCCAGUCUGAACGAAGAGCAAUUUUUGGUCAAGGGCAAAAGUUGCGUUUGGAAAUUUUUUGCAUUUUAUCAGCAGGAAAAUAAAAUCAGACUGUUAAAACUGAAAUGUAGGUUCAUCCUGCUUCAAGACGACAACAACCCAAACACAAGGUAAUGUAAAGACACAUGAGUUACAUAUCAAUCCUGAGAUCGAGAUGCUGACCUCUUCUGCUCCUCGGACCUGCCUGAUCCAUCCUGAUGCCCUACGUCUGGUCAGUCUCAUCACAUCGCUCCUGUAGAGGACGGCCCCAUAUGGACAGUUGAAAGUCAUACUUGGAAGACGCUCUGGACUCUUACUGUACAGUAAUGCUUUUAUAGCUGAGGACUACGGUUGACUUGCUAACUUUAGGACUGCAGUUGUCAUGAACAGUUUUGCACUCAAGUUUCUAUCAAUGAAGAGUUUAUAACAUCAACGAAACUGACUUCAUGUUAAAACUGUUAAUGUUAUCACGUUGUCUGUUUUUAGACAACGAAGAGACAGGAGGCAAAGUUGGAGGUGGCAGAGUUGAGGAUGUUAAGGUUGGACAGGAUAAGGAACGAGCACAUCAGAGGGACAGCACAUGCUGAGAGCUUGGGAAUUAAGCUAAGGGAGAUGAGACUGAGAUGGUACGGGCACAUCCUGAGAAGAGAUGUUGGAAGGAGAAUGUUGAGGAUGGAGCUGCCAGGCAAACGAAAACGAGGAAGGCCAAAGAGGAGAUACAUGGAUGUGGUGAGAGAGGACAUGAAAGUGGCAGGUGUGGUAGAGAAGGAUGCGGAAGACCGGGAGCAACGGAGACAAAAGAUCCGCUGUGGCGACCCCUAAUCGGGAGCAGCCAAAAGAAGAUGAUGAAGAUCACAUUGUCUGUUAUCACCCAAAUGAGGAUGGGUUCCCUUUUGAGUCUGGUUCCUCUCGAGGUUUCUUCCUCAUGUCGUCUGAGGGAGUUUUUCCUUGCCACCGUUGCCACUCAUGUUUAAAGUCAUUUAAAUUCUGUAAAGCUGCUUUGCGACAUUAUCGAUUGUUAAAAGUGUCAUAAACUUGAGUUAAAGAGAAAAAGUUUUGCCCUAAACUUCAGUCUCCAGUUAGAUGAAUGAGUAAGGAUUGACAAAUCUGGUAGAGUGAGAAUAAAAAUGUCAGGAAGAUGUCGUCUUCUUUCAGCUGCUCCCGUUAGGGGUUCCCACAGCAGAUCCACAUAUUUGAUUUGAAUUGUAGAAGGAAACCCACACAGACUUGAGGAGAACAUGGAAACUCCACACAGAAAGGCCCCUGUCAGCCAUGAGGUUCGAACCCGGAACCUUCUUGCUUUGAGGCAACAGUGUUAACCAGUGCACCACCGUGCCACCUGGCAGGAAAAAUAUGUGCUUAGUCUUGUUUUUGAGUCUUAUUUUAUUUUUCAGAGAGGGUAUGAAACCUUUGCACUUAAUUUCAUCUCAUCUCAUUAUCUCUAGCCGCUUUAUCCUGUUCUACAGGGUCGCAGGCAAGCUGGAGCCUAUCCCAGCUGACUACGGGCAAAAGGCAGGGUACACCCUGGACAAGUCGCCAGGUCAUCACAGGGCUGACACAUAGACACACAGGGUUUUUUCUAAAUAAGGGAACAGGGGCGCUGCGCCCUCAUACUCCCGGCUUGCGCCCUCUUACCGGAAUGCCGAUUUAACCUAAGUCACACUUGGGCUGUGCACUUACAUGCUGCCAUACAACAUACAAUAUUUCUCAAAAUGAUCUUUUCUCCGUGAAAAUAUCCCAGUACCACCACUUGACAAUGUGUCUGUUCCCCAAAUGUGUUUUAAUUACUCCAAAAAUAUUCCGAUCCAAAAGUUUAACAGUGCAAAAACGAUCCGAAUCGGAGUUUCCCCGACCGAGUCGCCAUGUUGUUUUCUGUUAUCGCGAGAUUUGAUGUCUAUGGGUAAUAUGUAAGGUCAGCUGACUUGUUUCUCGAGAUUGAAUGACCUUUCACCCACUAGCGCGGGCGCUUAUGAUUGCGAGUUAUUUUGGUUUAUGCUUGGGCAUUUAAAGAUGUCAUCCCGCGGCACAAAACGGAAGAAAGCUAAAGAAUGUCCGGGGCAGAAGAAGAUGACUUCUUUUUUCGGUCACAAAGCAGAUAAAGAUGUUUCCAAUAGCGAGGUCGCGACAAUCGAGAGAUCGGUCCAUGCCGACAGGUCCGGGUCCACAUUGAAGGACGCGUCAACCGAGCGCUUUGACGGCGGCGCAGAAUCAGCGACGAAUGAAGACCAGGUGUCUUGUUCGGAUGAAAGCACCGAGUGUUCAAUGGAGAAGCAAAAUGAGAAAAGGGCCAAGUUCCUGGAAAAGUUCAAGCCCAAGAAAAAGAACUCAGGACAUCUGGUUGGAUACCAGGAGGCAUGGGAGAAGGGAUACCCCUGGCUUUAUCCUGUCAACAAUAAAACAGGGAUGAUGUGCCGCAUUUGUAAGCGGCACAACCAGCGCCAACAAAAUGGGGAAUAUAUCUGGAGCAAGAUUCCCUGCACCAGCUUGCGGGUUGACAAGGCGCGGAAUCAUGCAAAAUCCAAACAACAUCGAACGGCGCAGGCGACAGAAAACGCCCGCAUUGCCGCAGAGAUGAAUGGAGGCAUUGGCCAAGCCAUGGCAAACACUGUUUCCUUGAAUCAAGAAGCCGUGAAGGCGGCACUGAAGGUGGUCUAUCACCUAGCAAAAAAGGAAAUACCUCACCACACCAAUUUCAAGGACUUGGUGAAGUUUGCGACCACCGAGUUAGGUUGUGAGGUGUUCAACCGGCUGAAUGUUGGUGGAAAUGCCACAUACACCAGCAGCAAAGUUGUAGAUGAAUUCUUGAGUGUCCUUGGCACUCAGUUGGAGGAGGACCAGCUGACCACCAUCAGAGGCAGCCCAUUCCUGGGACUGAUGUGCGACGAAACGGUGGACAUCUCGACAACCAAUGAGCUGGUCCUAUACUGCAGGUGUAUCAAUGGUGAUGGCAAGUUUCAAGCCAACUUUCUGAAGGUUGUGGCGUUAAAAGAUGGAAAGGCCGACACUGUCAAAGCUGCCCUCAGUCACUACAUGGAGGAAAAUGAUCUGUCCAUCCAGAAGGUGGCUGGUUUUGGCUCAGAUGGAGCAGCAUGUAUGAUAGGAAAUCGAAGUGGUGUUGCCACACAGCUUAAGGAGGACAAUGCAAAGAUAGUAAGUAUCCACUGCAUUGCACACAGACUGGCCCUUGCCGUCGGACAAGCUGGUAACAAGGUGAAAUACAUUGGCAACGUCUUCAAGCCGAACCUCAUGAGCCUGUACCUCUACUACAACGGCAGUGCAGUUCGAUCGGAAGGCCUGAAAGAGAUACAGAACAUCCUCCAGGACAUGGAGUUGAAGUUGAACCAAGCAAAGGACGUGAGGUGGCUGUCCCAUGAUGCUGCGACAAAAGCCCUUUAUAGAUCACUGCGUAGCGUUCUGGUACAUCUCCAUCAGGAGACAGGUAAGGGGGUUGCUAUGGCCAAAGCUCUCUGGAGCUGGCUACAUGCGUACAAGACCAUAGCAACCCUCUACCUGCUGUGUGAUGUUCUUCCUCAUCUGUCAGCCCUCAGCAAGUGUUUCCAGCAAAAAAAGCUUGACCUGACAGAAAUCCACAAGGCAGUGGAGACAAAAAAGCAAGUGAUGCAGCUGGCCAGGGAUCAGCCACUUGAAGGUGGACGGCUGGCCGACCUGGAUGUGGACCUGGGCCCAGGGGGACGGCUGGAUGGUCUAGACAUCCUAGUCUCUGACCGGCAGCGGGAGGAAUUUGCACAUGUUCGAAGUGCUUUCAUCGACAAUCUUGUAGAGAACCUGGAGGAGCGGUUCCCCCAAAUGGAACUCCUGGCAGCAUUUGGUGUGCUGGACCCUGGCUGCCUACCAGACUCCAUGACUGGAGAGUACGGAUGGGCGGAGAUGGACAAGCUGUCCACCUUCUACUCAGAUGGCCAUUCCCCCAUUGACAGGGAAGAACUUCGGGAUGAAUGGAUUGCCUUCAGACAGCACCUGGGCAGUUACCGUCAGAAGUCACCAAAGGACAUGUGCCAGGUGCUAUCUGCCAACCCAACACUAGCCUGCCAAUAUCCAAACAUAGCCUCCCUCUAUGUCAGAAUGGUGGUUAUCCCUGUGCAUACAGCUGACUGUGAGAGGGCCUUCUCCACUCUCAAAAGGGUAAAAACAAGGCUGAGGUCCACACUGACAAACACCAACCUUAACCAUCUCCUCCGGAUCAGGAUUGAGGGGCCUGCCAUCGACAGCUUUGACUUUGACAAGGCAUUGAUGCGUUGGGGCAGCCUAAGGAACAGGCGACUGUUGUUGUAACGGUCUUUGUUUUACUGGUAGCAGUGACAGUCUCUGUAAUUGUUAAUGUCAUAGUGGUAUAACCCUGGUUAGUGUGCGAUUGCAAGUACUGUAACACAUCAUGCACAAGUAUGCAAGUACAAUCCAAGACUUAAGUAAAUAAAAGUUUGGCCAAUAUUUUUAAAU